UUAUUUCCCUUGAAGGUUUUUAUGUUGUGUGUAUCACGAGUGCAUAAGUGAAUAUAGAGCAGAGGAAGGAUUCAGAUCAGGCGAGGUUUCUACUCUAAUCGGUUAGCUGGCAUCCGAGCUGGUCUGGAAGCAGGACGCUUUCAGGACAAAAGACUGAUGCUCGACAUUUAAGCGCAUUUAACAGGUAGGAUGGAGCUCCAGAAGAUCAUUCACGAUGCACUGUACGACUUUGUCCGAUCACACAUACCGCAUGCUGAUCUGAGCACCCUGGAUGACGUUUUGCUUUCCUACAUCAUCGGUGUGCUGGAAGAUCUUGGCUCCCAGGCAAGCGUUGAAGAAAACUUUGACGUUGAGGUGUUUGUUGAGAUGCUUGAGGCUUAUAUUCCAGGCUUUUCCAACAUUGACUGUGUUCAGGUUUGUGAAAUGAUGUUCAGCUUGUCCUCGAAAUUAGCGUCAGCAAGAAGUAAAGAGUCUUUUGAGUUGAAGACAGGCGAGGGAAAUUGUUCCUUGACACCUCCUCCAGAGCAAAGAGUCCAGAUGCAAAAGACACACAGCCACUCAUCACAUGCAGAGGGAGCCACAGCCAAGGUGAGCACUUCAGAUUGGGAUAUGCAGGAACAGCACCUUCUGGAAAUGUUUCCUAAGUGUAGCGUGACCGAAGCCAGAAGUGCGUUAUCUAUUGCUAAAGGAGACAUGGAGGAAGCUGUUCGACUCAUCAUCGAGGGAGAUGUGCAGCUCAGUCCCACCCCUCCCCUCAGAGCAAGCCAAACCAAGACUGAGACGGCACAGGCUGAUGAGAAGCUUAAAGCAAAUAUUUUAGAAAAAUACAUGUUGGUAGAUAAUGAGGAGGAUAAGAAAAUACACAGACCGUUCAUCCCAAAAGACGCUCCGAAGAAGUUGGUGCGUUACCAUGGCAAUCAGGUGGUGACAACCAAGGGAGAGCGCUACCAUCUGGUGAAGAAAGAUGAAACUGAGGAAAUGAAAAAGACUUAUGUUAGCCUUAAACCAGCUCGCAAAUACCGCUUUCACUGAUAUCUGUACACUUACACAUCUGGUUUUAAAAUUUUAUUUAUGAUGCGAGUGAUUUGACCUGUACGUGAGCUGUUCUGUGAAUUCAUAUUUUUCCCUUUUUUGUAAUUUUUUUUUUUGUUUUCUUUUUUAGGAGUAUACAUCUUUAAUUCUUAAUGCACUGACAAAAUCAAAUCUUUUCAAAGUUUUGUUUUGAGUAUGUCUUUUUUACUUUUUGUUGUAUUAUGGUUUAGAUGUGUUUUAUGUACCACCACUUCUGUUUCACCAUCCAAACCGUCAAGGGUUGUUCAAAAGAAAUUGAUGCUCCUGUGUGUGUGCCUUGACCUUCCAUAGUCAAAAAUUGACAGUUUAAUCCCCAUUUUCUUUGUCAUGUACAAUGAGCUAUCCUCUUAUUUUCUUCUACCUCAGUGAGUGUACUUCUUGUAUGGAUAUUUUUAAUGGAAUGGUAAAGAGCACCCCAGUGCUAACAUCAUGCAGCUGUUAUAUCAGUUUAUUGAGCACUACCGUAAAAAGUCAAAUUCCAUGCAGUAUAGGGAACACUCAGGUUUCUGUUUAGGCAGAAUUUGGUUAUGAAAAGUCCAGAAAUACAUCUCGGCUGUUCUCCAAACAGAAAAAUGUAUCCUGUAUCAUCAUCAGUUUCUACUGCAGGAUGGACAGAGCUUCCUUAAAUGCCCUUGAUAAGGAAGUGUAAGGAAGCGGUGUCCAUCCUGCAGUACACUUACUAGUGAUCUCGUAAGCAAAAAAACAAAUUUCUCUUGAAAUCAUUUUACUUUGCAUGUGUCAAUGACUGGAUGACACUGGUAUGAUCUUGUGGAUCAUUUAGAUUUCUUGCCCAACAUCAUAUAACCCAAUUGUAGAAUUGGCAACAGCCUUCAGCAAGGGAUAGUCUGGUUACUGUCACGGGGUUGAACACCUUCUUUGACGAGGGUCUUCUCAUGUUUGGGCAUUAUAUAAAACAGGUUUGUCCAAUCUUAUCUACAAAGGGCUGGUCUAGGUCCAUGUUUUUAUUCCAACACACCAGCUUUCACCAUUUUAAAUCAACCUGGUUUUCACCUGUGGCAUGAGUGCCAUGGUCAUCUCAGUACAAGUGAGGAUAGUCCUAUUCAUGAUGCUGUUGGCAUAUAUUAUGCAAGUCAUUUCUACUCCUGGUAUUUGGGAUACAAUAUAAUUCUAAUUACAUAUGUAACUGAGUUUCUGAACUCCAGAUAAACAAUAAGGUCCCUUGUCAUUUGAAAACUAUACCAGCUAAGUGAGAAAUUUCCAAGGAAAGGUGGCAGUUUUAUGGUGGUGUUUAUUGUAAAUACUGGUUUAUGCAUCACUGUGUGACUUUGGAAGGUCUUGGCACACACUCAAGGAGGCAUCAAAGUGUCUCUCACUGACCCUAGUGGUUAUCAUACAUCACCUACAGGGUUUUAAAGUACAAUGAAGGUUGGGGUGUGCACUGUGAAAUCUGAUUGCCAUGGGGUAAUGAUAUUUCAGUCGGGCAUUAUUAAAGCUAGGAUAAAGUGAAAUUUAAGGGGAAGAGAGUUACUGUAUUUUUUUAAAACAGAUAUACAAAUGAUACAAGGGCCUCCCAAAUGUAUUUAAUUGCUACUUGUAUGUUAUUUUGACCUCUGAGUUGUUUGCACUGGAUUAUCUUAGUUUAGUCUGGUUUUACUCUACUGUAUUAGAAGUGUUAUGUACGUUGGUGCUUACAGUUCUGCAUGGUUUUAGCUGAUGGAGAGUGAAUGUUCAUGUAACCCAUGCUCACUAUUCAUAGUAGAACAGGAAGCCUAGUGUAUUAACAUUUGUAUGUUGUCGUUUGUGCUCAGGUUAUGCAGUUCCUCAUAAAGAGGUGAUCUCCGCUAACUGCUAAACUACAAACUGUUGAAAUGCGCCCGAAGUUUUAUUUUUGCUGUAUGAUCAACAUAAAAAGAUGGAUGUAAA
This is a messenger RNA of Silurus meridionalis, 2955 nucleotides long. RefSeq names its product CUE domain containing 2 (gene cuedc2). The transcript is spliced from 9 exons. Bases 190 to 1032 code for a protein of 280 amino acids. The record is from RefSeq and is a predicted model, not a curated record. Lineage: Eukaryota; Metazoa; Chordata; Actinopteri; Siluriformes; Siluridae.